AUGCAGAGAGGCACGCCAGUGAGAAAGCCACACACCAACACCUCCGAUCUCCUCACUUGGUCGGAAACUCCUCCGCCAGAAUCCGCCGCCACCGUCGCCUCCGCCACCCGCUCUGGCCAGCCUUCCGAUAGAAUCAGCAAGGUUCUCCAUGGCGGCCAGCUCACCGACGAAGAAGCUCAGACGCUAGCCAAGAGCAAACCAUGCUCAGGGUAUAAAAUGAAAGAAAUGACUGGAAGUGGUAUAUUUUCUGCCAAUGGGGAAGAUUCUGCAUCAGAAGCCAAUUCUGCAAAUUUGAAUAACAGAACAAGCAUACGCAUGUGUCAGCAAGCGAUGAAUGGAAUUAGUCAGAUAUCAUUCAGCACCGACGAAAGCAUUUCUCCUAAAAAGCCUACCUCAAUACCUGAGGUAGCAAAGCAGCGUGAACUGAGUGGAACUAUGCAAAGUGAUUCGGACACAAAGAGUAAGAAGCAAAUAUCAAAUGCCAAGACCAAGGAGCUCAGUGGAAAUGACAUAUUUGGCCCUCCUCCUGAAAUCCUGCCCCGUUCAGUUGCGGCUGCACGCACUUUGGAAUCAAAGGAAAGUAAAGACAUGGGAGAGCCUCUUCCUAGAAAUCUGCGAACAUCAGUGAAAGUUUCAAAUCCUGCAGGUGGCCAAAGUAAUAUCUUAUUUGGUGAAGCACCAGUUGAGAAGACGGCAAAGAAGAUACAUAACCAGAAGUUUGCGGAGCUGACAGGCAAUAAUAUUUUCCAAGGAGAUGUUCCUCCAGGCUCAGCAGAGAAGCCUCUGAGCAGGGCUAAGCUCAGAGAAAUGACUGGCAGUGACAUAUUUGCUGAUGGAAAGGCAGAAAUCAAAGACCCUGUGCGAGGUGCCCGGAAACCCCCUGGUGGAGAGAGCAGCAUUGCCUUGGUUUAAGUUAAUUUUAACUUACAAAAAUACUAGCAAUAUAUUCUCUAAUAUAUUUUUUCUGACAUACUUUCUAUUGAUAGAAAUUCGCGUGAGUCUUACUAAAAAUGUGAGUCUCAUCCACAAACAAGUGAAACUCACAUGAAUUUCAGUCAAUGAAAGAAAGCAGAUAAAAAAAUGUAUUGAAAAAUGUGUUGUUAGCAUUCUUCUUUAACUUAUCCCCCUUUGACUUAGGCAUUCUAUAAAUUCGUCUGAACUUCCAUGUUUUUCAGUAGAAGGGUCAGUGUGUUCGAUUAUCAGCAUUGUAGGUUUCAACUUUCAAUGAACGUGGCAUAAUCUUACUUUACAUUUGAAUGAUGAAACAUGAAAUCGGCCCCUCUUGGACGAGGAUUUUGUGUUCAUUUA
Messenger RNA from Glycine soja, 1308 nucleotides. RefSeq lists its product as uncharacterized. The record is from RefSeq and is a predicted model, not a curated record. Lineage: Eukaryota; Viridiplantae; Streptophyta; Magnoliopsida; Fabales; Fabaceae. Bases 1 to 912 code for a protein of 303 amino acids. The transcript is spliced from 5 exons.